Peromyscus maniculatus bairdii (prairie deer mouse) is the source of this 1653-nucleotide messenger RNA. RefSeq names its product tRNA mitochondrial 2-thiouridylase (gene Trmu). Gene Ontology annotation, molecular function: sulfurtransferase activity. The record is from RefSeq and is a predicted model, not a curated record. Gene Ontology annotation, cellular component: mitochondrion. Lineage: Eukaryota; Metazoa; Chordata; Mammalia; Rodentia; Cricetidae. Gene Ontology annotation, biological process: tRNA wobble position uridine thiolation.
AGAACUGGGACUCGCUGGAUGAACAUGGUGUUUGUGCUGCUGACAAGGACUGUGAAGAUGCCUAUAAAGUUUGUCAGAUCUUAGACAUCCCUUUCCAUCAGGUGUCCUAUGUGAAGGAGUAUUGGAAUGAUGUGUUCAGUUUCAGAGGGAUGAAGGUCUACCAUGGCAGCAGGCAGCAGACAUGGCAGCAGGAACAGCAGCAGAGAGAGUGACCUGGGAAUGGCACAUGGCUUUUAAAACCUCAAGGCCCGCCCCCCAGUGACACACUUCCUCCAUCGGGGUUACACCUCCUAAGCCUGCCCAAACAGCACCACCAACUGGGGACCAAGUAUUCAAACAUCUGAGCCAAUGGGGCUGUUCUCAUUCAGACAUUGACUUUUUGAAUGAGUAUGAGAAAGGAAGGACGCCCAACCCUGACAUCAUCUGCAAUAAGCAUAUCAAGUUCAGUUGCUUUUAUCAUUACGCCGUGGACAAUCUUGUGACAGAAACUGCAACACAGUGCCAGUAGCUGUGAGUCUCACACUGGAUCCCUGUGUGUUGAAAACCCUCCAGGAGCAGAUGCUGUUGCCACUGGCCACUACGCAAGGACCUCACUGGAGGACGAGGAAGUCUUCGAGCAGAAGCACACUAAGAGACCAGAUGGGCUGUUCAGAAACCGAUUUGAAGUCAGAAAUCGUUUCCCAGGAUGCCCUGAGAAGAACCAUCUUCCCCCUGGGGGAGUUAACCAAAGAUUUUGUAAGGAAAAUAGCUGCAGAGAAUAGACUGCAUCAUGUGCUUCAGAAGAAGGAGAGCAUGGGCAUCUGCUUCAUUGGUAAAAGAAACUUCGAGCAUUUUAUUCUUCAGUAUUUGCAGCCUCGGCCUGGAAAGUUUAUUUCUAUCGAGGAUAAUACAGUUCUGGGAACACAUAAAGGUUGGUUCCUGUAUACUAUGGGCCAGAGAGCUAAGAUCAGCGGCUUGAGAGAGCCCUGGUACGUGGUGGAGAAGGAUGGCAUCAAGGGUGACGUGCUUGUGGCUCCCCGGGUAGACCACCCAGCUUUGUACAGGGACCUGCUUAGGACCAACCGUGUACACUGGAUUGCCGAGGAACCACCUGCUGCCUUGGUCCGAGACAAGAUGAUGGAGUGCCAUUUCCGAUUCCGCCACCAGAUGGCACUAGUGCCCUGUGUGCUGACACUCAACCAGGACGGCACUGUGUGGGUGACAGCGGUGAAGGCUGUGCGGGGCCUGGCCCUGGGACAGUUUGCUGUGUUCUACAAGGGUGAUGAGUGUCUUGGCAGCGGGAAAAUCCUACGGUUAGGGCCGUCUGCCUACACACUCCAGAAAGGCAAGAAUAAAACCAGAGUGACUCCCGAGGUCUCCAGUGACAGCCCAGGCCUGCGCCCCACACCCUGACAAAGGCCGAGCUGCUGGGAGGAAGCAUUAGAGAAGUCUGGGGCAGACGGUCAGUGAUGGGCUAGGUGCUGCCAGAUCAGUGGUCCGGCUGGCUGGCUGCAGAGCCACCUGAGGAGGGAGUGUCUGCACUGGGCUCCAGUUUACCAGAAGCAUUUGCUGGCUGUGGGUCUGCCUCGAGGGCCCUGAUGGAGCUGCUCUUCCACAGUGUAGUGCAUGGAGGCUGCACAGGAUCAGCGUUAAAUAAAACUGUCGAACGUCUGA